AUGGUUAAAAUCUCAGCACUCCAACAUGACCCGUCCCUGCACGUUCCACUCCGCCCUGGCGAUCCAACCCCAGUUCAACGGAACUUGAAAUCGAGUAUGCAUCCUUUCGCAAAGGCUCGAGAACGGAAUCGCGCAUUGAACGCCGCAAAGAUGGACAAAAUGUUCGCCAAACCGUUUGUGGAUGCCUUGGAGGGACAUAUAGACGCCGUCGAAGUCCUCGCAAAACCUGUAGAAUCUUUGACGACUGUUGCGAGUGGCAGUUGGGAUGGAGGAAUCCUUCUCCACAACUUGCAUAGUCGGUCUCAGCUGUUGAACCUUUCCCAAGCGCACAAAGGCAAAGUGUCUGGCCUCACCUUUGCCGAUCCAAAGGGGACGAGACUGCUCAGUUGCGGAGUGGACAAGACUGUGAAAAUGUGGCGGACGAGUACUGGGGAUGGGGACCAUCUCGUAACAGGCGGCGGGAACGAGCCAUUGGCUGUGUUUCCCUGGAAAACUGCGUUCAAUUCGAUCGACCACCACCGUUCAGAUCCCCUCUUCGCGACCGCCUCGAGCACCGUACAAGUGUGGGAUGAGACAAAAUCGGCACCAAUAUCAAACCUUACUUUCCCCACUUCCAACGAGACCAUUUCCUCCGUCCGAUUUAACUUGGCAGAAUCAUCUGUCCUCGCCAGCGUAGGUUCCGACCGCACAUUCACACUAUACGACAUCAGAACGGGCAAGGCAGAGAGACGGGUAAUCAUGCAGUUCCGCUCAAACGCACUGGCGUGGUCACCAACGCUACCGACUAUGGUCCUCCUUGCCUCCGAAGAUCAUAAUUUGUACACUUUCGAUGUUAGGCACUUGGACGCACCGGUACAGAUCUACAAAGGUCACGUUGCAGCUGUUAUGAGCUGCGACUGGGCGCCUACGGGCGUGGAGUUCGUUAGUGGUGGAUGGGACAGGACUGUACGUAUCUGGUCAAGCCGAGAAGCAGGUGCAACCUCGAAGGGCCCUGGAGGAAGGGAAGUGGUGUAUCACACCAAGCGAAUGCAACGUGUGACAUCCACUAUGUACUCAGCCGACGCUCGCUUCAUUCUCUCCGGCUCUGACGACGGCAAUGUGCGGAUAUGGAAAGCCAAAGCCUCUGACAAACUCGGUAUCAUCACCGCGCGCGAACGCGCCGCCAUGGAGUAUCGCGAAAGUCUCGUCAAGCGGUGGUCUGUGGACAAGGACGUUGGCAGAGUUAUGCGAACGCGCCAUCUACCCAAGGCGGUUUACAAAGCUGGCCAACUCAAGAAUACCAUGCUGGAGGCGAGGAGGGUCAAGGAGGAGAGGAGACGUCAGCAUACGAGGGCCGGGGAGUCGAAGCCUACGGCGGAGAAGAAAAAGGUGGUCAUCACCGAACAAUCAUAA
Messenger RNA from Coprinopsis cinerea okayama7#130, 1392 nucleotides. Its product is annotated as snoRNA binding protein. The transcript has 9 exons. The record is from RefSeq and is a predicted model, not a curated record. Gene Ontology annotation, cellular component: small-subunit processome; nucleolus. Gene Ontology annotation, molecular function: protein binding. Gene Ontology annotation, biological process: maturation of SSU-rRNA from tricistronic rRNA transcript (SSU-rRNA, 5.8S rRNA, LSU-rRNA). The coding region runs from base 1 to 1392 and encodes 463 amino acids. Lineage: Eukaryota; Fungi; Basidiomycota; Agaricomycetes; Agaricales; Psathyrellaceae.